Penicillium oxalicum is the source of this 654-nucleotide messenger RNA. RefSeq lists its product as uncharacterized. Lineage: Eukaryota; Fungi; Ascomycota; Eurotiomycetes; Eurotiales; Aspergillaceae. The record is from RefSeq and is a predicted model, not a curated record. The transcript is spliced from 2 exons. Bases 1 to 654 code for a protein of 217 amino acids.
AUGCAGUCGCCAUUCCACUACUCCGACUACGCACCGUCGUACUCCUCGUACGCAUCCUCCCCGGGCGAGAUCGACUUCUUCUUCUAUGGACCCACUCCACCAACCUACGACCCGGCCCUGGGGGACCUGGACACGACCACGCCCUUUGGCGUUCCCGAGUUCCUCGCCGGCAGUGCCUCUGCCUACUCCUUCACCAGUGCCCCAUGCAUGUACUCCCCCGGGCCCGAGGUUGCUCCCGUCUACGACACCCCGAUCGCCACCAGCGCGCCCAGUUCUGCGGGCAGCUCAUGCGGCAGCGUCUACGGGGGCUCUCCCUGGCACACCACCCCCGAGGAGCAGCUGCCGAUGCCCAGCUUCCCGCUGCAGUCGGACGACUCGGGCCCCGAUUCCCCCAUGUCUCAAUCCAAGCCCGCAAAGCCCUUUGGUUGCGAUGCCUGCGGCAAGUCCUUCACACGCUUCGCGGACCUGAAGCGACACUCGACCAGCGUGCACUACCCCGUCUUCCGCAACUGCCCCGUCGAGCACUGCUCUCGCAAGGGCAGCAAUGGCUUCCCUCGUCAGGACCACCUGGUCGAGCACUUGCGCUCCUACCACCACCUGGACGUGCCCAAGCGUCGAGCCGUGAAGCGCUCCGCCAAAGCGGCCGACCUCUAA